GGCCUUGUUGAUCCCCUGCCAAGUUCAGGGUCUCAAAGUGGGGGGACAAUGUCCCUCUGGCCCCCAUCUCUGGCACCUAUGCUAUCUACCCAUGCAUCUAUCCACUCCCAUACACACUGUUCAAUCCAUCUCCCAUUCCUCCAUCCUACACACCCAUCUGUCCAUCCUUCUACACAUCCUUUCAUCCAUCUAUCCAUCCAUCCCCAUAUACCCCUCUCCAUUCCUGUACAUAUCCUUCCAUCCAUCUCCAUACACACGCCUCCAUCCAUUCAUGUAUGCAUCAAUCCAUCUACCCAUCCAUCCCCCCACACACCCAUCCAUCUCCAUACGCACUCCUUCAUCCAUCCCCCCCAUCCCUAUACACACCUCUCCAUUCAUCUCUCUCCAUAGAGAAACCAGGGGCCUGCCGGAAUCGCCCUGCCAAUAAGGAGAAUAACAUCAGUGAUUGAUAUUACCCAGUCCGGCCUGUCCUGCUGAGAACUCACAUUGCAUCUGGGACAGCUUGUCAUGUUGCGGAGGAUCCUCCACAGAAAUCCCCAGCUUCAUCCACCCCAGCGGGAGACGCCCAGGCAGGGACAAUGACUGCAAACACAACUCCUAGCAGGCGGCCCUUCCCUUCGUCCUUACGGGGUGAGACGGUGGAGACGUGCUGAAGUCAGAUAUACCAACGAUGGGCUCCAGGUCAGUCACUGGAUCACUGGUCCCUCGGAAGGACUCCCCGGGCACAGACAUCUUCCGCAACGACAAUGGAGACUGCAUCGUCCGUUCCGACCUGGGCUGCUACCUGCAGACAGAGCUCCUCGAGAACGGGCGCAACAUCAAGAUCCAGAGACUGCACCCUGCAUGCCGGGGUGGGGAUCACUACAUGGGCUGCGUGGGGGACCCCGAUAUCUACAUCCUCAAAGGCGGCUCCUACCGGGUGGUGAAGGACCUGAGCAUGGAUGAGAAACCCCUGGUCUUUGACUUGCAUCCCAGGUGCCGCAGCGGGGACCACUAUGGGAAGACUGGUUCUCAAUUCUUCAUCAUUUUCCAAAACCAGGGUGAAAUGCGGUGGGUGACUGAUUUGAGAACAGCUGAAGGUGAAAGAAAUUUCGUCCUGCACUCCGAAUGCACAAAGGGGCUUUACUACUUUGGGAUCGGUUACUUCCUAACCCUGAUCCAGGUGGACGAGAAGUGGGGGGCUCAGUUCUACUUGUACAAUGAGAUGAGUUCUGCCAGCCUCAAUUCCGUCUACUCCAUCCACCCUGACGUGCUGAACUUCUUCCCCGGGGGGGUGACCCUCACCGAAGGCAUCUUCUCUGCCGGCUGGGAGUGCAUAAAGAUCCUGUACAAUGACUCCGACUCCCCCAUCACCUGGUCCGACAAGGUCACCCACAAGGUGGGCUUUGCUAAGGAGAAGAUGUCCAGCAUUGAGCACAACUGGAGCAUCUCUGCUGAGAUGUCCAUUAAGGCCGGAAAACUCAUCGAGCUCAUCACCAAGUUCCAGUUCUCCCUCAAGGCCGAGUACAGCGGGAGAAGCAUCCGCACGGAACAGGAGGACUGGAAUGAAGCCCGAGAAGAAGAGGAGUCAAUCCAGGUGACCCUGGAGCCCCAAAAGAACCUGUACAUCUGGCAGUACCAGCUCGGCAUAGGCCAGGAGCCCGUCUUGUUCUGCAGAGACAUCCAGUUCACCAAAGAAAAUAACCCACCCGACCGCAUCCCUCUGUCUCUGGUUGCCUGAGCCUCUGCGAGAAUGGAGGAUGCCAGCACCAUGAUGAUAUUCUAGAUGUGUGCAUGUCAGCUUCUUUGCCCUAGUACUGCCCCUUCAGAUCUUUCCCCGAGCUGCCCAAAAUUUCUCCCAGAAUCCCCAACAUUCAACUCCUGUUUUUCAUCUGUUCCCAGCUUUACCCAAAGCUUGUUUGCAAUGUAGAUGGUUCCAUUAAAUGUCCUUUUCUUCCUAUUAUUAUUAUUACAGCUGGUCUGAAAAUGGGGUUUGAGUUUCUUGUGCGAAAUUUGGAUUCUCUAUUGAAAAACCAAAACAACAACAACAAAAUGGACUAAAAGCUGCUGAAACCUCAGAAAAUUGGACAGAAAAGAGCUGAAACCUGAAAAAUUUGGCAAAAACAUGCCCCAAACUGAAAAGUUCUUGGCAAAACACUGCCAAAGGAAACAAAAAUAUAUUUGCUGAAAACUGGAUAAUGUUUUAUUUGUAGCCAAGCAUUUUCAGGUCUUCUGACCAAAAAAAUGACCCUGUUUUCGAGGGAAGCUGACACUUGCUGGGAAUAUUUUCCUUUUGCAAAACAAUCCAAUUUUCCUUGAAAACCAAUAUCUCAACCAGCUUUAAUGAUAAGGACACACGGCCGGCCCAAACUUCUCCCCCUGCCACCUGUCCAUUCUCCUUCCUCCACCUCCUUCACAGCCUUUCCCAAACCUCCUUCCAAAUCUCAUCUGUAUUGUCAGUGAUUGAAUGACAUGUUCUCUCUCCAAUUGUUACUGUUAGUCACAGCCCAGAAUUUGCUUUGGACUCCUUCAGUAUCGAGUGUCCGGUGGAAACCAGAGGAAUCCCUGCAGUGUUGUAAGUGAGAACGAGGGUCAAUACCAUGGAUUUGCCAAGGGGCCAGAGUAGAUUUGAAAUCUGAAAUAUAGCAAACUGCAUUUGCUGUCCAUGUUUGAGUGAAAUUUAAUUAGGAUUACCCUGUAUUAUUGAGUCCAGGGAGCAUUAGUGUUCUCAUUUAAUGCUUAACUCUUCUCAGGUCUAUUUUCACCCUGGAAAGUACUUCUAAAGUCAACAAGGUUUAUAAUCAUCAGCUUUACAGAUCAAAGAUUAGCUACACCAACUAUCCUAGGAAUGUACUGAACCCAAAAUACACAUGCAGUCUGACACUCAAUGGUCAUAGAUAGACCAGUGUUGGGGCCCAGGACUCAUACCAUAGACCAAUCACUUAGUUGGCUUAAUGACAUAGUUAUACUAAAGUAAAUAAGUAGUGUCGACCAAGCCUAUUUUAUGAUAAUCAGAUCUUCAGUCUCUCCAAUGCAUUUGUCACACUUUAAGUAAUUCUCUGAAGCACUUUGUCUGAAGGCAUCCUACUAAUCUGGUCCCUGUGCUUUCUAGUGUGUGUGUGUGUUUGGGGGGGUGGGGGUGGGAAAGGCACUAGUAUAAACUAGCAAAAGCAGUUGCUUUCUUUAUUUUUGAUGGUUCUCUGAGGCCAUUGACUUGGGCUGAAGAAGGAGAAACAUGCUAAUGGCAUUGCUUAGUUAAAAUGCAAGAUACAGUUCCUCCACAAUGUGCUACGAAGAGAGCAGACACAGCACGGGAACUUUCAGAUACUGAGAUUAAAGAAACACCAAGCGAUACAACCUCCAAAAGGAAGUCCGCCACUUCUUCUCAGCCUGGUAAGCCUGGCACAGGAGAACGUGGGACACAUGGUCUGUCCAAGUGUCUGGCAGCACUUCUGGGUUCACCAGCUCCUCCUCGCCCUGCAGCCCCUGUGCCACCUGCUCCCCCGCUCACCCUGCAGCCUCUGCACGGUCAGCAAAACUCUGAGGUCCACCAUGAUGACCCCUGUUUAUAUACCCUGUGUUGGGGUUCAUUGGAGGAUGAUAAUCUUCUUAUUUUCUAUUAGACACUUGCUGCAGUGCUCAGAUUUCUGGUCUGUUACUUUCUCUGCUGCUUCCGUCAUUAUUCAGUAGAUGCUCAUCCACAUUUUCUGUCAUUCUUUGCUCAUCUUAGGCUCUUGAUUUUAUUCAUUUUUAACACUGCAUUCCUGUAUUAAAACAGCCUAUUAAUUGGGUUCCCCCUUUUUAAAGCAAUUUCUUUUAAUCUUUCAAAGUCACACAUACAUUGAGUGCUUCUGCCUUUCAAUAUUCAUUUUCCUUCCUGUGCUAGACAAUCCCUAUCAAUUGCAUGAGGCAACAAUCAGUCUGAAAGAAAACAGACAAAAUCUUGUAUAGUUCUUCCAAACAUAGUAGACAAGGGGCCAGCUUUUAAAAGGUAUUUAGGUGCCAGAAGGAGUCGGGUGGUGCCUAGUGGGGAUUUUAUGGGUGUCUGCAGGACGAGAGAUUCUUGGGUUGAGUCUUGCAUUGGCCUCCUGAAAAUCAAUGGGAUCAAUUCAGUCCCUUCAAAUCCACGCUUACCACUUCUCAGUGCCCUCCUCCCAGCUUGCAAACCCAGCUCAUCCGCUUCCCGUUCCCCUGCUUCUCUCCAAAUCUAGUUAGCAACGCAGCUGAUUUCAUGUCAUCUUCUUCAUCUGUCUUCUCUCAUUAUAAUCUGCAGCCUGAAUUCUGCUUUGGGAUCACUGAGGGGUGGAAUCUGCUGCUGAAACGCAACGCAUUUAUCAAGCUUAAAUAAAGAACUGGUUUUU
Molecule: messenger RNA, 4340 nt
Organism: Trachemys scripta elegans
Lineage: Eukaryota; Metazoa; Chordata; Testudines; Emydidae
Exons: 4
Coding region: 671-1720 (349 amino acids)
Source: RefSeq, a predicted model, not a curated record